AUGGCGCAUCCACAAACAGCGUUCGCGCCGCAGCAGUCGGUGAGCGACUUUUCUGCGCUCAACAUCCUAUGGCUUCUUCACGCUGCCAUCGAGGCACCCGUUGCCUUCAUCGGUCUCUUCCUCACGCGCGGCCUCGCUUUCAAGGAUGAGAUCAACAACACCAUGAGCAUCAUCAUCAAGAUGUACGCAACGUUGGCAUUGGCGCUGUCGAUCGUCUGCCUGCUGCUGUACGGUCUGCCAGACUAUCUGCCAGGCAAGAGGGCUGCAGCCAUCCUGCUGUUGCUCUACCACGGUGUGGCGUCGUCGAUCCUGCUCAAUGCCGAGCCGUUUGUCGACUUUGUCUUCCCCGAGAUUCUCGCCAAGCAUGGCGUCCGCGUCGAAACGGUGUUCGGCGUCGCACACGGUAUCCUCUCGCUGCUCACCGUGUCGUGGUGGCAAGCCUCGUUGGGCUCGGUCAAGGCGCAGGGCGGUGCUCCCGGCCCCGCUGCCCCGGCCGGCCGCCCCAAGGGUUCGAAGCGCAAGUAG
Molecule: messenger RNA, 525 nt
Organism: Moesziomyces antarcticus
Lineage: Eukaryota; Fungi; Basidiomycota; Ustilaginomycetes; Ustilaginales; Ustilaginaceae
Exons: 2
Coding region: 1-525 (174 amino acids)
Source: RefSeq, a predicted model, not a curated record